AUGUCGAUUGUACAGGAAAAUGCCUGCUACGUAAACAUACAACUCGACCGCCUUCAACAGCAGAUUCCUCCUUCCGAUAAACUCUUGCAUACAGAUGAUAUUCACGGCUUCCAUCUUCGUCGUCUCCAAAAUGUCAUCUCUUCGAUUUCAGUCACCUCGAAGACUCAGCCUCUGCUCCCGGCGACUCGACUAGCGGAUUUGUUAUCCGACCCGGCCUUCUCGAGCACUCUCUCCAUCGCCUCGGAAGCCGUCCGCACUGAGGAGCAUGUGCCCGAUCACCUUUGGCUGAUUGCCGGAAAAGCCGCCGUGCAAACCUCCGGACUAGUGAUGCAGGCUCUAUUGGAGCAAACAAUUCAGAUUCAUGAAGAGAUCCACUAUUGGAAUGAGGUCCUAGGGUCUCUUUGGCAGAGUGGUUUCUAUGCCGCGCAAACAUCCCCAGUUCGCCUAUGGCAUUGGAGUAGGGAUAUAUAUACCGCUCCAGGCAUGCGGGAUUUCUCGGCUUCCUCUCUUUCGCGAUCGGUCGCAGCCAGGUGGGCUCACUUCUACCAGCUUGCUCGCCAGAGUGUGUCGGCGUAUCCGGCCUGGUCAAAUUUUUCAGACCCAAUUCGAUCGUGCCGGGCAGAAGCUCGACAAAAAAGAGACAGAUUGCUAGCAAUCAAAGAUAUCCACACAAGCAGCCUUGGACUUAUCAUGGAAGAUUGGCAUUCCUUCCCUACAGACUCGGCCACGGUAGCCGAAGCUGAAUCUAACCUGCCCAAGGGUCAAUGGCAGGGCUCCGUCUCCCGGACAGUAGCCUUGACAGAAGCCAUUUUGCACCAUGCUGUCUCCCCAUCAACAGCUCCCGACUUUGAACAAAACGUCUUCGCGGCCAUCGAAAACAGUACAAUUCGUCUACAAGCACAAGAUCACGAUUCGUCCACAACUGAGAAUCCUCUCCAGUUGAUCCAGCGCCUCAUUCACGUCCUCCGCACUCAGCUUCCCAGCCACACGACAUCUGUCUCUACAAAAAUCAAGCGUAAUGGACGCCCGCGCGCAAUCAUCCGGUACUGGCUCCCACUAUCCAUUGUGCUGUUCUCGGGCAGCGCUUCUCUCAACUUCAUACUCCACCGCAAGGACGACAUUCUUCAAUGGAUCAUGGACUUCGGCAGCACAGUCAUCGACUUUGCGCAAAAUUGGGUCGUAGCCCCGGUCCAUAAACUUAUUGGCACGAUCAGACACGACGAAAAGAGUGAGAUUGCUAUCAUGAGCAAGAACAGUCUGGUCGCCGAUCGAGAUAGCCUGGAACGUAUGGUCCUUGACUUUGUCCGUGAUCGUCCCGAGUCAUCGCAGGCUAUGACUCCAGAAGACGCCACACUCAUUACAAACGCAGUCAAAGAAGGUGAUUUGACACCGGUGCUGAGAGCGUAUGAGCGAGACUUGCGAUCGCCGUUCAAAGGGACCGUUCGCGGGGAUUUGGUCCGUGCCCUUUUGAUUCAGAUCCAGAAGACUAAGGUCGAUGUCGAAGUUGCUAUCAGUGGAAUAAAUGCCCUCUUGAAGAGCCAAGAGCUUGUAUUUGGCUUUGUUGGACUUACCCCAGGGAUCUUGGUCACAUAUUCGAGUCUACGCUGGCUCCUUGGAGUUUUCGGGAACCGAAAAGGCCUGGCUAAAGGAAAGCGACAGGUGGAACUCAAACGUAGUCUAAGAAAUUCUACGAGGAUCCUACUGGAUGCGUCGGUAUCAAACGGAGUGAUUUCUUUCAAAGACUCUGGACGACUUAUCUGUGAAGCCGAGAGUCUACUUCAGAAAGUGAAGCCGAUGCUUGGGGCUAUGCAAUAUCGUGAAUUUCGAGAGGAUAUUCAGGACUUAUUGGACGUUCGAAGUGGGGUGGAAAAACAACUUCGAGUGGUGGAGAGGAUGCGAUGGACAUAUUGUAUCUGA
This is a messenger RNA of Penicillium manginii, 1917 nucleotides long. RefSeq names its product NCA2 family protein. The coding region runs from base 1 to 1917 and encodes 638 amino acids. The record is from RefSeq and is a predicted model, not a curated record. NCBI's taxonomy places the organism in Eukaryota, Fungi, Ascomycota, Eurotiomycetes, Eurotiales, Aspergillaceae. Gene Ontology annotation, cellular component: mitochondrial outer membrane. The transcript is spliced from 4 exons.